AUUGUCGUAAAAAAUUGGCAAUCGAAAUUUAGUUUUUUCCUAUUUUACUCUUGAAAACUUUCUCUGUAAAUAGUAGGCUAGUUUAUAAGUUUCAUGAGCACUUUGCUCGAGCAUAUAUCAUUCCUUAUAAGUCUUUAAUCCUUCGAAAAUGUCUUCUGCUGGGAAAACACUCGUCUGUUCGCAAACUGGGGCCAAAUCCCGCUUGCAAGCCAUUAGGCGCAACUUGAAUACCAUAAGACUAAACAGCUGUCUGUAUUUUUUCAACUUGGAAAAAGGAUGUAGGAUUAUAGCCACUUUUGAGGCCUUUGUGAGCGUGGUGCAGAUCUGCAGUUUUUGUCAUCUGGUCAACCAGCCAACUCCAAGUGCUAUAUUUCCGGAUCCCUACUGGGUUACAAGAAUCGAUAGAGAUGGCAUAAUCAAAAGAUUUUUUCUAUAUCGCACAAAUGCUAAUUUUCGCAUGGGACUCGCAUUGGUAACUGUUCUCAAUUCAGUGCUGCUUUUUAUAGGAAGCAAAUGGCGUUACCAAGUGUGCCUGUUUCUUUGGAUUUACAUUUCGCUCUUCACAACUCUUAUGACGAAUAUCAAUGAUACUAUGCGCAACAUUAGUGUGACGCAAUUCUUGUCGACACUGCCAUCUUUAACAACUACAGCAUAUUUUUUGAUGGUUGUUGCAUCAUUGAUUUGCAAGUUCCAAACUCAAUCUGAUGAUUUAAACUCCUCAGAGAGCGAGGAACUGUAGGAUUCCAGAUAAAAUCAACAUGGUUUUUUUUUGCUUUAAAAACCAUUUGGUUGAAUUAAAAAAAUAAAUGCCAACAGGUAUUGAGUCGAU
Molecule: messenger RNA, 829 nt
Organism: Drosophila gunungcola (fruit fly)
Lineage: Eukaryota; Metazoa; Arthropoda; Insecta; Diptera; Drosophilidae
Exons: 3
Coding region: 149-739 (196 amino acids)
Source: RefSeq, a predicted model, not a curated record